AAAGGACAUCUGUGUUUUUCAGACGUAUUCGGGUUUGUUCUGCGUGGUGGUGAAUCCCUACAAGAACCUGCCCAUUUACACCGAGUCCAUCGUGGAGAUGUACCGCGGCAAGAAGCGCCACGAGAUGCCUCCUCACAUCUACGCCAUAUCAGAGGCGGCGUACCGCAGCAUGCUGCAAGAUCGAGAAGAUCAGUCGAUUCUCUGCACAGGAGAAUCUGGAGCUGGAAAAACAGAAAACACGAAGAAGGUCAUCCAGUAUCUGGCUCACGUUGCUUCGUCCCAUAAGAGCGGAACUCUGGGCAGGAACAAGGAACCUGUACAGAUGGACGGUUGUCGGUCUCUAACCAGAGGCAGCUCUCUGGCCAGCAGGAGUUUACAAUAUGGUGAACUGGAGCGCCAGCUGCUUCAGGCCAAUCCCAUCCUGGAGGCCUUCGGCAAUGCCAAGACCGUCAAGAACGACAACUCGUCCAGAUUUGGUAAAUUCAUCCGUAUAAACUUUGACGUGGCCGGAUACAUCGUUGGUGCCAACAUUGAAACCUACCUCCUGGAAAAGUCUCGAGCUACACGUCAGGCCAAAGACGAGAGGACCUUCCACAUCUUCUACCAGCUGCUGUGUGGAGCCACGGAUGAAACCAGAGCCGACCUGCUCCUCGGUACUGCAGAUGAGUAUCGGUUCCUCAGCGGCGGUUCCAUCCCGGUUCCUGGUCAGAGCGACUCGGAGAACUUCACCCAAACGAUGGACUCCAUGGCCAUAAUGGGCUUCACCCCCGAGGAGCUGCUCUCCAUGCUGAAGGUGAUCUCUGCCGUGCUCCAGUUCGGAAACAUCUCCUUCAUGAAGGAGAAGAACCAGGACCAGGCCUCGAUGCCCGACAACACGGCGGCCCAGAAGCUGUGCCACCUGCUGGGCAUCAACGUGCUGGAGUUCACCCGGGCCAUCCUGACGCCGCGGAUCAAAGUGGGCCGGGAGUACGUCCAGAAGGCCCAGACCAAGGAGCAGGCCGACUUCGCGGUGGAGGCGUUGGCGAAGGCGACGUAUGAGCGUCUGUUCCGCUGGUUGGUUCACCGGAUCAACAGAGCUCUGGACCGAAGACAGAGACAAGGAGCUUCAUUCAUCGGCAUCCUGGACAUCGCAGGGUUCGAGAUCUUCCAGCUGAACUCCUUCGAGCAGCUCUGCAUCAACUACACCAACGAGAAGCUGCAGCAGCUCUUCAACCACACCAUGUUCAUCCUGGAGCAGGAGGAGUACCAGCGGGAAGGAAUCGAGUGGAACUUCAUCGACUUCGGUCUGGACCUGCAGCCCUGCAUCGACCUCAUCGAGAGGCCGGCUCAUCCCCCCGGUGUUCUGGCGCUGUUGGACGAGGAGUGUUGGUUCCCCCGGGCAACGGACCGGUCCUUCGUGGAGAAGCUGUCGGCUGAGCAGGGCGGCCACCCCAAGUUCUUCAAGUCCAAGCAGCCGCGAGGAGAAGCCGACUUCUCCAUCAUCCACUAUGCCGGAAAGGUGGACUACAAGGCCGACGAUUGGCUGGUGAAGAACAUGGACCCUCUGAACGACAACGUGGCGUCGCUGCUCCACCAGUCGUCUGAUCACUUCGUCUCUGAGCUUUGGAAGGAAGACAUCCAAACUCUUCCUCGUGUCUACUUCUUUGACUCCUAUGCCACUCUGCAGACUAACGGCUCUGACAUGGACCGGAUCGUGGGUCUGGACCAGGUGUCCUCAGGUGAGAACAGUGGUCCGGUGACCUUCGGAGCUGCAGGUCUGAAGACCAAGAAGGGGAUGUUCAGGACCGUAGGUCAGCUCUACAAAGAAUCCCUCACCAAGCUGAUGGCCACGCUGAGGAACACCAACCCCAACUUCCUGCGAUGCAUCAUCCCCAACCACGAGAAGAGGGCCGGUAAACUGUCGCCUCACCUGGUUCUGGACCAGCUCAGGUGUAACGGGGUUCUGGAGGGGAUCCGGAUCUGCAGACAAGGGUUCCCCAACCGGAUCCCGUUCCAGGAGUUCCGACAGAGAUAUGAGAUCUUGACUCCAAAUGCGAUUCCUCGAACCUUCAUGGACGGAAAACAGGCGUCGGAGCUCAUGAUCCAGGCUCUGGAGUUGGAUCACAACCUGUUCAGGGUCGGUCAGAGUAAAGUCUUCUUCAGAGCCGGAGUUCUGGCUCAUCUGGAGGAAGAACGAGACCUGAAGAUCACCGACACCAUCAUACGAUUCCAGAGCGCCGCCAGAGGCUUCCUGGCUCGCAAAGCUUUCAUGAAGAAGCAGCAGCAGCUCAGUGCUCUCAGAGUGAUGCAGAGAAACUGUGCAGCUUAUCUCAAACUCAGGAACUGGCAGUGGUGGCGACUUUUCACUAAGGUGAAGCCUCUGCUCCAGGUGACCCGGCAGGACGAGGAGAUCCAGGUGAGGGAGGCCGAGCUGCAGAAGGCCAAAGACAAGCUGACCCGGGUGGAACAGGACUUCACGGAGCUGGACAGGAAGCACGCCCAGCUGAUGGAGGAGAAGGCGGUGCUGGCCGACCAGCUGCAGGCCGAGGCCGAGCUGUUCGCCGAGGCCGAGGAGAUGAGGGCCAGGCUGGCCAGCAGGAAGCAGGAGCUGGAGGAGGUCCUGGGGGAGCUGGAGAGCCGGCUGGAGGAGGAGGAGGAGAGGGGCGUCCAGAUGAGCAACGAGAAGAAGAAGAUGCAGCAGAACAUCCAGGACCUGGAGGAGCAGCUGGAGGAGGAGGAAAGCGCCCGUCAGCGCCUCCUGCUGGAGAAAGUCACCCUGGAGACCAAAGCCAAGAGUCUGGAGACUGAUCUGCUGACGGCUGUGGAGCAGAGAGACCGACUCUCCAAGGAGAAGAAGCAGCUGGACGAACGUCUCAGCGAGGUGACCGACCAGCUGACCGAGGAGGAGGAGAAGACCAAGAGCCUGAACAAGCUGAAGAACAAACAGGAAGCCGUCAUCGCCGACCUGGAGGAGCGUCUGAAGAGGGAGGAGCAGGGCCGUCUGGAGCAGGAGAAGUGGAAGAGGAGGAUGGAGGGCGAGUCUCUGGAGGCCCAGGAGCAGCUCUCUGACCUGGGGCUGCUGGCCGCCGAGCUGAGGGGGAGUCUGGCCCAGAAGGAGAAGGAGAUCACCACCCUGCAAGGCCGGCUGGAGGAGGAAGGAGCCCGGAGAGCUGAAGCUCAGAGAUCUCUGAGGGAAGCUCUGUCUCAGGUUUCAGAGCUGAAGGAGGAGGUGGAGAACGAACGAGGGAUGAGAGAACGAGCAGAAAAACAGAGACGAGACCUUGGAGAGGAGCUGGAGGCUCUGAGGACGGAGUUAGAAGAUACUCUGGACACCACGGCUGCUCAGCAGGAGCUCCGCUCUCGUCGGGAGGCGGAGCUGAGCGACCUCCAGCGGUGCGUCGAGGAGGAAACUCGACGCCAUGAAGCUCAACUUUCAGAGCUGAGAGUGAAACACGGAUCGGCCAUCGAUAAUCUGCAGGAACAGCUGGACAACAGCAAGAGAGCCCGGCAGUCUCUGGAGAAGGCCAAGGCGGUUCUGGAGGAGGAGAGGCUGAACCUGACGUCGGAGCUGAAGAGCCUCCAGGCCGGUCGGACCGACAGCGAACGAGGACGGAAGCGAGCCGAGGGCCAGCUGCAGGAGCUGAACGCCCGGCUGGUCCAGGCCGACCGGGAGAGGGAGGACCGGGAGGAGAGGCUGCACAAGCUGCAGUGUGAGAUCGAGUCUCUCUCCGGGAAUCUUUCGUCCUCCGACUCCAAAACUCUUCGUCUCUCAAAAGAAGUCAGCAGCUUGGAGAGUCAGCUGCACGACGCCAAGGAGCUGCUUCAGGAUGAAACAAGACAGAAAAUGGCUCUGAGCUCCAGAGUUCGAGGUCUGGAGGAGGAGAAGAACAGCCUGAUGGAGCGUCUGGAGGAGGAGGAGGAACGAGCUAAGGAGCUCAACCGUCAGAUCCAGACCCUCACCCAGCAGCUGGCGGAGCUCCGGAAGCAGUCGGAGGAGGUGAACACGGCGGUGGAGGCCGGGGAGGAAACCCGCAGGAAGCUGCAGAGGGAGCUGGACGGCGCCACCCAGAGGGAGAGGCAGAAAGACGAGGAGAAGGAGAGGGUGGAGAGGCAGAGGGAGAGGCUGAGGGAGGAGAUCGAGGACAUGACGCUGGCCCUGCAGAGGGAACGGCAGAACUGUACGGCCCUGGAGAAGAGGCAGAAGAAGUUCGACCAGUGUCUGGCCGAGGAGAAGGCUGUGAGCGCUCGGUUGGCUGAUGAGAGAGACCGAGCCGAAGCCGACAGCCGAGAGAAGGAAACCAGAUACCUGGCGUUGUCCAGAGCCCUGCAGGAGGCCCAGGACCAGCGGGAGGAGCUGGAGAGGAGCAACAAGCAGCUUCGAGCUGAGAUGGAACAACUGGUGAACCAGCAGGACGAUGUCGGCAAAAACGUCCAUGAGCUGGAACGAACCCGGCGGACCCUGGAGACCGAAGCCCAGAACCUGCGGGUCCAGACCCAGGAGCUGGAGGAGGAGCUGUCGGAGGCGGAGAACUCGCGGCUGAGGCUGGAGGUCACCCUGCAGGCCCUGAAGGCCCAGUUCGAGAGGGAGAUCAGCAGCAGCGAGGAGAAGGGCGAGGAGAAGAGGAGGGCUCUCAGCAAGCAGGUGAGGGAGCUGGAGAUCCAGCUGGAGGAGGAGAGGACUCAGCGCUCGCAGGCCGUCUCCUCCAAGAAGCAGCUGGAGGCUGAGCUGCAGGAGUCCGAAGCCCAGGUGGAGGCCACCGGCCGGGGCAAAGAGGAGGCGGUGAAGCAGCUGAGGAGGCUCCAGGGCCAGAUGAAGGAGAUCCUGAGGGAGCUGGACGAGACCAAACUGUCGAGAGACGAAGUGAUCGCUCAGUCCAAAGACAGUGAGAAGAAGAUCCAAACCCUGGAGGCCGAAGUUCUGCAGCUCUCUGAGGAGCUGUCGGUGUCGGAGCGUCAGAAGCGUCAGGCUCAGCAGGAGAGAGAUGAGAUGGCCGAUGAGAUGGUGAACAGCAGCUCUGGAAGGAACGCUCUGACUGAGGAGAAACGACGUCUGGAAGCUCGAGUCGUUCAGCUGGAGGAAGAACUGGAAGAAGAACAGAACAACUCUGAGCUGCUGGCAGAGAGGCAGAGGAAGACCACGCUGCAGGUGGAGACCCUGACGGUCCAGCUGCAGGGGGAGAGGACUCUGGCCCAGAAGGCCGAGUCGAGCCGGGAGCAGCUGGAGAGGCAGAACAAGGAGCUGAAGACCCGGCUAGGGGAGAUGGAGGGGGCGGUUAGGGGCAAACACCGGCUCAGUGUCGCCGCCCUGGAGGCCAAGAUCGACUCCAUGGAGGAGCAGCUGGAGCAGGAGAGACAGGAACGAGCCAUCGCCAGCAAGCUGAUGAGGAAGACAGAGAAGAAGCUGAAGGAGGUGAUGAUGCAGGCGGAGGACGAGAGGAGGCAUGCAGACCAGUACAGAGAGCAGCUGGACAAGUCGAUGGUCCGUCUGAAGCAGCUGAAGCGGCAGCUGGAGGAGGUGGAGGAGGAGAACUCUCGCUCCAACGCCCAGAAGAGGAAGCUGCAGAGGGAGCUGGAGGAGAUGACGGACAGCAGCCAGAGCAUGAGCCGGGAGAUCACGUCGCUGCGCAGCCAGCUCAGCGUCCCUGAAUGGAGGCCAGACAAACGAGCUCCGUUGCCGUUGGCGAUGCGAGGUCGCAGAGCUCUAGUGGACGAGCUCUCCCUGGAGAACUCGGACUCGGAGGAACCUCCCGCCUCGCCGACGCCGUCCUCCGGCCUGCCAGGAACCCCGACGCCGUCCUCCGAACACAACCUGGAGCCGCCGCCGCCGUACAGCGUCAACAACGCCGAGUGACCACGGAAACAAACAACAACAAACAACGGCCUCUCAGGGCAGACGGAGACACAAACACAUCCAGACGCUUUCACCUGUCAAACAAACCUCUAAGAUUUUGCCUCAUUUUUUUCUCUCGAUGUGUAAAAAAACAAGCAAACAAACUUUUACAACGGGAUUGACUUUUAUUUUGUAACAAACUCUGGAAGUUUCUACUCCUCUGUGAUGCUUUUCUGCAGAGUGAAUUAUCAUCAUCGCUGUUGCUGUGGGAGUUCAGCGACAUGGAGGCAGAUAGAGACGCACCGGAGGCUCAGAUAAGGUUGACUGAUAUCAGGAGGAGUGACACCGACAGAGCAGCAGUUCAUGCAAGCAGCAGCUCUGAGGAUUCGCUCUGAUCUUCAGGUAGAUAUUAUAAGUGGGAGAAGGUCAGAUUUAGAUUACAGACCAACAUGGAGACAACUAGUCACAACAUCUAACCUCCUGCGGCAUCUGAAGGCCAUUAUGACCUCAGAAAGGAAAGAGUCAUUUUUCCUUCACAGCUAUUACUGUUGUUAUUAUUAUUAUUAUCAGACUUAAAAUAAGACGUUUAGUGAAUCUGCUGGAGGUGAAAAUACUUCAGACAAUCUGUCCAGACACCAAGAGACGAUCCUUUAUGGCUCGUUUUGUAAACACUAAGCUGAAUAUUGUGGCAAAAACAAAGGAAUGGCUGCUGAUUAAUAACCGAUAUUUAAUGAGAAGAGCUCGAUGAGGAGCUGUUUCAUAUCCGGAGUCACAGUUAAAGUGACGGCUGAGCUUCGGUUUAAAUCCUUUUCUAUAGACUAGACGUUAGUUGUAGGUUUAGGUAGUUUCUUUACCAUAUCGCUUCAGAGGUUUGUAUAAUUUCUAGCAGAUAUUGGUUGUAAGUUAUUGAUCCGGGCGUGUUCUCUGCAGGAGGAAGCAUGUUUUGUUGACGGGACUUUUUGCAUGAAAGAAAAAAAACAAAACACAAGAAUGGAUUUUCUUGGAUCGACGACAACAAAAGAAGAGAAACGAUGAAUCACUUCCUCUUUUUAUCCAAAGCAGAACGACUUGUGAUGGUUUAAGCGUUUUAUUCUGACGAGCAUCUUGUUCACUGUAACUCUGAUUUUACUGUAAAUUACUGAUCGAUCACAGCUUUGUGUCGGCCUACGGAUGAGCAAAGGGAGUCUGUAGUGAGCGUAGAGUAGCUCCUGGUAGGUGGCUGUAGAAUAAAUAUGCUGCUUCUUAGUCUCGUAGUUUUAGCUUUUAAAAAACGGAGGAACCCAGGAAUGAAGCUUUUUCUUUUCUUUACCCCCAAAGAAACGAAAUCACCUGAACGCAGAAACGUUGAAGAGGCUUCUCUUCCGUUUUCUGCAGCGUAUUUUAUAUUUUUUAAAAGAUUUACGUCGGGUUUUUUUUGUGUUUUGUUUUGGUUCAUAACCUUCUGAUGCCUCUUCAACAGCUGCUGGUCCGUCUGGAAUCAUGGAUUUAACGGGAAUGUUAACAGGAAUUGAACUGGAAGUGGACUGAAACUUGGGAUUAUCUUCAUUGUUGAUUAGUUUCUGCAUGAAGUAAUCAGUUGUUUAGGUGUAAAAUGUCAGAAAAUGUUGAAAAAUGUGGAUCAGAGUUUCCUCAAGUGUCUGGUUUAGUCCAAAGAUCUUCAGUUUACUGUCACAGAGGAAAGAAACCAGAAAAUAUUCACAUUUAAGGAGCUGAAAUCACAGAAUUUAAACUGAUUUUCUUAAAAAAUAACUUAAAUCUCUGAAUCCUCUGCAGUCAUUCCAUGUGACUCCAUGUUUUCCAGGUUUCCUAUGAUCCAGUUGCUGAAGAGAAUGACUACUGAUGGCGUAUUUAAGCCCAAUUAAAGGGUUUUUAUCUUUAUUAUUAUUAUUUUUAUUAUUUUAUCAAGAUGCACAGAUUCUGUUUUCUUUACCUCUAACAGCGGAGAUAAAAGCAGCUUCGGGCUCUAAAUAAUUAAAUCAUCCGGAUACAGUCGGUCUCCGUUGGAAACCAAAAACCUGACGAUCUGAUUGGACGGUCGCGUUCACCUGUAGCCGGUCAGAGGCAGAGCUUCUCUCAGCUGAUUUCUCUGUUUGUUUAUGGAACUUUUUUGGGGGGAAAAUGUGUUUUAUUGUUUUGUUAAUGAAGCUGUAAUUCAGAAACAUGUGACUGGGGUUACCUUUAAUAUAUGUGGUUGGUUUUGA
Messenger RNA from Amphiprion ocellaris (clown anemonefish), 8010 nucleotides. RefSeq names its product myosin, heavy chain 14, non-muscle (gene myh14). The transcript has 42 exons. Lineage: Eukaryota; Metazoa; Chordata; Actinopteri; Pomacentridae. Gene Ontology annotation, cellular component: myosin complex. The record is from RefSeq and is a predicted model, not a curated record. Gene Ontology annotation, molecular function: protein binding; cytoskeletal motor activity; ATP binding. The coding region runs from base 98 to 5830 and encodes 1910 amino acids.